AUGAAUUUUUGCCCUCCAAGGCUACCAAAUGGAUCCCCGUCUGCGAUCUCGCAACAAACAAUCUUGUCACGCGCGUCCCACAGUCUACCUCCCGAGGAGCUCUCUGCAGCAGUUGUCCCCGCGAAGAAAGCGUUGCCGGCAUGGCGGGCAACCACUAUUGCCCCCCGACAGCAAAUAUUGUUUCGCUUCACGCAUCUCAUCAAAGACAGCUGGGACCGCCUAGCCGCAUCAAUCACUUUGGAACAAGGGAAGACAUUCAAGGACGCCCGGGGAGACGUCCUCCGUGGGCCCACCCUCCAGCCCAUCGAGUUAGCCAACCUAUUUCGCGCCAUGCCCAAUAUCCUUUACAUCCGUCCUGGAGACAGCGAGGAAACAGCCAGUGCCUGGAUUGUGGCUAUUCAAGCUAAGCGUACUCCUUCGAUCAUUUCGACCUCCCGACACACAGUGUUCCUGAAAUGA
Aspergillus terreus NIH2624 is the source of this 459-nucleotide messenger RNA. RefSeq lists its product as uncharacterized. The coding region runs from base 1 to 459 and encodes 152 amino acids. Gene Ontology annotation, molecular function: methylmalonate-semialdehyde dehydrogenase (acylating, NAD+) activity; malonate-semialdehyde dehydrogenase (acetylating, [NAD(P)+]) activity. The record is from RefSeq and is a predicted model, not a curated record. NCBI's taxonomy places the organism in Eukaryota, Fungi, Ascomycota, Eurotiomycetes, Eurotiales, Aspergillaceae. Gene Ontology annotation, cellular component: mitochondrion. Gene Ontology annotation, biological process: L-valine catabolic process; thymine catabolic process. The transcript has a single exon.